CGUUAGCGUCACUGGGCCGCGCCGCGUAGUGCCUGACGUCUAUGCGGCCCGCCUUCCGGAAGGAAACCCCAGCGGCUAACUAUGGCGGCAGUCGCGGAGCAGUGGGUGCUGGUGGAGAUGGUCCAAGCGUUGUACGAGGCUCCUGCUUAUCAUCUUAUUUUGGAAGGAAUUUUAAUACUCUGGAUAAUCAGACUUCUUUUCUCUAAGACUUACAAAUUACAAGAACGAUCUGAUCUUACAGUCAAGGAAAAAGAAGAAUUGAUAGAAGAGUGGCAGCCAGAACCUCUUGUCCCUCCUGUCUCAAAAGACCAUCCUGCUCUCAACUACAACAUCGUUUCAGGCCCUCCCAGCCACAACAUUGUGGUAAAUGGAAAAGAAUGUAUAAACUUCGCCUCAUUUAAUUUUCUUGGACUGUUGGAUAACCCUAGGGUCAAGGCAGCAGCUUUGGCAUCUCUAAAGAAGUAUGGUGUGGGGACUUGUGGACCUAGAGGAUUUUAUGGCACAUUUGGUAUGUUUUUUGUCAUCUUUUUCAGACAGCUAUUUUCAGGAAUUAAAAUUCAGUUCGACUUCAAAACUGCUCGGAAAUGGUAUCCUUAAUUAAUUGUGGAGUUAAGCUGGUGAACUUUCUAGAAGAUUUUGUUCGGAACUGUUGGUGGGCGAUGCAUGGGUCUGAGGCUGACUGUCCUUGUAAGAGCCAUAGGAACCUAAGGUGCACUGUCUCGGCUGGGCGAGGCCUGAGCUGCUGUCAUACUUGCCCCGAGAGACAGUGGUGUGAGGAGACAGUUUUAAGGGGAAGCAUCCAGUUGCAAGUGGUUCUGCUCUUUAUAGUUGUGCAGGAACCCAGAUCUUCCCUCUUGUGGCUUUGGAACUGAGGGCACUGUCCUUGUCUGCAUGGCGGAGACCAAGUGACGAGUCUGGAGGAGCAGGAGUGCAGGUACUCGUGUAGGUGGGCAAGCGGUGUGGCACAUCAUUCUGCCCACAUUCCAUUGGUGAGCACAUGAGCCAGGUCAUGCUUCUACAGAGGGGCCCGGGAAACUGCUCUAGCUGGGCGGCCACCAUGUGCCAGGAGGAAAGGUGAGACCAGGUUGGGGAGUGAUAGAGUAUGGAGCCCUUUUCUUUCUAGUAUGAAGAUGAAGGAUCAUUGAUUUCCUUGUUUGUGAAUGACCCAGGGAUAGGCUAACUAGAUGUUAGGAUCAGAGUGUGAUUUCAAAUGUCACGAACUCCCUAAUUUAGAGGCAUCAAAGAAUCAUAUAUUGUUCUUUGCUUCUGAAAAUUUGUUAAGUAAUUGUUCAAAUGAAUAUAUUACUGGAAAUAAUCGUCUGGUUUACAAAAUGUCAGAGGGUGGGGAAAGUGGAGCCAGAGAAGUCUGUUUUGUCUUCUUUGCUCAUUUUCAUUUCUGGGUCUUUGUGUGUGGUUUUUUUUGUUUUUUUUGUUUGUUUGUUUGUUUUUCCGUUUUAACUGUUAAGAUGUUUUUAUUUAAGGGAGCACCUUUCUUUAUCCCUUAGCUAGUUUAAUGCUUAAAUUAUUUAUAUUGGAAACAGACGAUGGGAAUUAGUGUCCAAGAAUCCUGCAGCUAGAAAGCAUCUUUAAAAUCUUGUAUUCCAGCAUCCCAGAUAUUCAAAAAAGGAAUAGAAAGCCCAGAGAUGUUAAGUGACUUCCUCAUGGUCACAGAGAUAAUUAAUUUUAGUGCUUAAACUAGGAAACAAGUCUCCCAGUUUCCAGUCUCAAUGGCAAGAUCAAAGGCUUAAAAGAGCUCAGACCAGAGUCUCCCUUUUUCCUCUAGCCUAGUGUAAACAUGAAUUAUUUGACUGAUUUUUCUUGAUAGGAUAUUAUUUCCUUGUUAAGAAUUAGAAAACUAGAAAAGGCAUUUUUUAACAGCGUUGUUUGAUGUAAUCUGAUCAACAAGGCUUUCUUUUCGUGAUCUACUUGCUGUAAUAAAGAAAAUGCUUUUUUAAAAGCCUCUCUUUCUAGUAGAUUUUAUUUGCAUGUGUGACCUUGGCUCUUGCUCAGGGAGUUAAUCUGAGAAGACAGAUAAGAGAUUUAUUGCUAAAUCAAGUUGUAAAAAAUAAAUAAAAUGUUUCAAACCUUCAAGAGCAGUUUUCCUAGAGCUGUGGAAAUACAUUGUUAUAAUAAUAGCCCAGUCAACUUUCCGUUUGGAUCACCUGAAAUUUAAAAUACAUAGCAGCAUGCUAUGUACUUCUGACCUCGGGAGUCUUUCAAAGUAAUGGUUUUUAAAUUUUUUUUUUAAUUGAAAUGUAGUUGUCAUACAAUAUUAUAUUAGUUUCAGGUGUACUAGUCAGUGAUUUGAUGUUUGCAUACCUUAUAAAAUGAUCACCAUGAUAAGUCUAGCAACCAUCUGUCCUUAAAGUUAUGCAAUAUGAUUGGCCAUAUUCCUUAUCCUAUAUAUUGCAUCCCUGUUGCUUAUUUAUUUUAUAACUGGAGCUUUGUACCUCUUAACGCCCUACAUCUAAUUCUCCCCACCCCUCAUCCUCUUCCCCUCUUGCAGCCACCUGUUUGUUCUCUAUGAGUCUGUUUUCAUUUUGUUUGCUUUGUUUUUUAGAUUCCACGUAUAAGUAAGAUCAUAUGGUAUUUGUCUUUCUCUGUCUUAUUUUGCUUAUCAUGAAACCUUCUAAAUCCAUCCUAACUUGAUUUUCUUGAUUGUAUAAUUCAGUCCAUGAUACAAACUUCAAGAGGUUUAGAGAGGUAGUGAAGUCUUCUCUCCGCCAUUACACCCCACAAAAAAAGACGGCUACUAACAGUAGUUCCUUGUUAAUUCUUCCAGAGACUUUUUUUCAGCAUGUGCAAACCACUUCCGUACAUUUCCCCACCCCACCCCCACCAGUUUUAGAAAAAUGGUAGUGUACCACAUACAUGUUCUGUGCCUGACUGUUUGUUUUAAAUUUAGAUUGGAUUUGGUCUUUCAGGUGUCUGAAUGGGCCAUCAGAGGCAGUAUAAUGAACAUGUUAUCCUGCUGAACACCUUACACUGCCUCUGAUGACUAUUUUAUGUCAGUGUGUCAUCCUUAUCCUAAUCCUGUUUGUUGAAGAUACAAACAGACUGGUAUCUGGACAAAGGCUGAAGGUUAAUUUGCCUUGUAGUGGUUUUGUUAUAAGAUGAGUAAUGUGUAUUAUUUUCUGAGUGCCUUGUCUUUCUUGUAAACUUGUCCUUCUUAAAACUCGUUUCAUUCUUCUCAACAGUUGCCCAUGUUUGCUUGUCAUCUUUUUGCCUUUCUUUAUGUGUGUAUUGUACAUAUUUUUACUUUUUGGUUUUCUAGCAGGAUAUUUUCUGUGUUAUUCCUUAUUCUGGAACUAAUCACUUAAAUUAUUUUAGUUAUAUUAAAUUAUCUUGAAAUUUCAGUGUUGUGUAAGUUCAGAGAAGCUACUCGAGGUCACCUAAGGGUAUAUUUUAAGUCUCUAAAAUGCCCUCCACAAUUAAAUUAUUCUGAAUAUUUAGGGUCACUUGUCCUUUGCACUGAGCAUUAAGUUGGAAGUAAAGGCCCCUUUUCUCCCAUUUGAAGGUACUUUUGUAUUCGUGAGACUAAAGUCUCUUUCCUUGGAGAAAUUGCUUUUAAUUUUGUUGUUUUCCCCCCUGCAAGUAUUACUCACCGCAUCUUUUUUUCAGUGAUGAAAUACUCUCUCUUUUAGCUUUUCACUUAACUUUUCAGAUAAUGAAUGAAAGUCACUUUUUGUACAAUUAAAUUUCCUUAUUAAACAUUCUCUUUGUUAUUUCACAAUAAUAUAUUAGGUGAAAUUAGAUGAUUACUACAGAAAAAGAAAAUUGACAGUCGAAUUAAAAUUCUUCUAGUUUCUUAGGCUAAAUGUUCUCCUGCCUCCUAAAGGCCCAGCAGAUUGUUACCCACAUGGUCUUGUAAGGACUGUGCGGGUCACAAGUUUUUCCACCCUCUCAUCUUACUAUUUUUUUGUAAGGUUUGUUUGGUUUUUUUACCAUUUUAUUUUAUUUUAUUCUUUGGCCAC
Molecule: messenger RNA, 3974 nt
Organism: Sus scrofa (pig)
Lineage: Eukaryota; Metazoa; Chordata; Mammalia; Artiodactyla; Suidae
Source: RefSeq, a predicted model, not a curated record